This is a messenger RNA of Diuraphis noxia (Russian wheat aphid), 1209 nucleotides long. RefSeq names its product kinetochore component rough deal (gene rod). Gene Ontology annotation, cellular component: kinetochore microtubule; cytoplasm; RZZ complex. Gene Ontology annotation, molecular function: small GTPase binding. Gene Ontology annotation, biological process: mitotic sister chromatid segregation; mitotic spindle assembly checkpoint signaling; protein localization to kinetochore involved in kinetochore assembly. The record is from RefSeq and is a predicted model, not a curated record. Lineage: Eukaryota; Metazoa; Arthropoda; Insecta; Hemiptera; Aphididae.
UGGAGAGUAGUGACUGGAGUCAGGUCGACUCAGGACUCUGGACAUCAAGUUCAGCCGUUCAGUUAUAUAAGUUCUAUAACAAUUAACAACAGACAGCAUUCAAGUUAAACACAUAAACAAAGUUACAAAAAGAACUCUUAGAAUUAAGACACCGAAGGUUCAAACUAUAAAUUAUACACAAUAUUGAAUGUGAAUUAUAACAUCAAGCAUGUUGAGAAAUUAAUUCAGAAAUAUAGUUAUUGAUAAGAUUUCAUUAUGUGGAACGGUAUAACGAUUGGUUAUAGUACAGCUGACGAGACUAUAAAUUUUGGUACUCGUGCUGUAGCUAUUGGUGACAGCAGAAUAUUUGAAACAACCACUUUGGCCACAAUAAAAAGAACAUGUGAUGUAAAAUGUGUAUCCAAAGAAGACCUAAGGAUCAGUGCUAUGUGUACACCARAUUUAAUGUACAUUUCAGGAGGCCAAUCAUUCACUUCAUUUAAUACUAGCGUAACAGAAAUCAAUCAGACAUUUGGAUUUCCUAACCAAAUAGUAGAUGCUAAAAUAUCAGAUGAUGGAUGUUUCUUAAUAGUUUUAUUAUGUGAUUGGACUAUAUACUGUUGUUCAUUUACAAACCCAAGGAUUUUAUUUAUCAAGAAAGUAUCAAAAAAUCCUCGUUGCUUGCCCUCAGAAAUGGAAUCACCUGUAGGUCUCUUCUUUUCUCAUAAAGAAAACCACUUCUAUAUUACAGUUAUUACAUCAUCUGGAUUCAUCAACAAGUUUAUUUGUGUCAAUGUCACAGAACUAAUGGAAAAAUCUGUUCUUAAUAAUGAUUUUAAAACCAUAGAAAAUCUUAUAACUUUGAAUACAUUUGACAUCCAUGAAAAUGUAAAUACAGUCUGUGGAAUGCAUGAUAAUAUUUUAAUAGCUGGUGACAGUAUUUGUCUAUAUGAAGGAGAAAACAUGAGGUCUAAGGAAUUUUUAUUCCCUGACAACUGUAAAAUUAAAAAACUUGUUUUCACUCAGGAUAAAAGUUUCAUCAUCUGCCUAACUGAUUCAAAAACAAUGUUAUUGGUAUGUGCGUUUACAUUUUUACCAGUUAAAGAAUGGAAUAAUGUGUCAAUUAGUGAUUUUACUGUGAUGGAAGAAAUGGGUACUACAAGUAUUCUUUUAUUAACUGAUGAAAUACAGCCUUCAUUGAUGCUAGUUUCGAUGCCAGGUAAUUUUUAA